Punica granatum (pomegranate) is the source of this 2943-nucleotide messenger RNA. Lineage: Eukaryota; Viridiplantae; Streptophyta; Magnoliopsida; Myrtales; Lythraceae. The record is from RefSeq and is a predicted model, not a curated record.
GUCAAUCCAACGACCGCCAUUGCUGGACCUUCCGCAGCAGAGAGCUGCUGAAGAGAAGAGCAUGAAAUGGUCACUAAAAUCAGUCUCGCGGACUUCGAAAAGCCUUCUCAGACUGGCUAAUCCUGCACCGUCUACAUGCUCUCUGUCUUCCUCGUCAGCUCUGCCGGAGACCUCCUCGGAGACAUGGAGCCGCUGCACAGGCUCCGCCGGACCAGGCAAUUACGCCAAUGGGGACCGCAUAACCAAGGAUUAUGUUACGAAACUCGUGGGGCGUUCCAUCCCCGCGGAUUGGUCGCGACCUCGUGCUCCUGUUUUCGCUCAUUGUGUGGAGUUCAUCGACGUCGAGCUCUGUAAUUCUGUGAUACGACACUAUGCGGAUCAAAAGAGACACUGGCAUUCUCUUUUUGUGUUCACGCAGAUGCAUAUGGUCGGUAUACGCCCCAACUCAUCAACCUUUCCGGCCGUUCUCAAGUCGAUCUCGAGGGUAUGCCUCCGAGAAAUCUGUAAUUCGAUUCACGCGUUCGUCACUAAGAUGGGAUUCGAGAGGGAUGUUUAUGUGAGCAGUUCUCUGCUGAACGCGUACAGUGUCUGUUCCUCGGCCAAAGAUGCGCGUAAGGUGUUUGAUGCAAUGCCUGAGAGAAACUCUGUUUCGUGGAAUGCAUUGAUCACUAGCUGCACGCACAACAGGAAGUUCAUAGAAGCUAUCGAUGUGUUUCGAGAAAUGCAGGCAUGUGGGGUCCCGCCCACUGCGGUCACUAUGGUUGGCAUCUUAUCGGCAUGUGCCCACUUAGGAGCUCUACGGCAGGGCAGGUGGAUUCACGAGUACAUCAAUUGUAGUAGCUUGAACUUGAACGUGUUCCUUGGUACCGCACUUAUCGACAUGUAUGCAAAGUGUGGGGUUGUGAAGGAGAUGGAGGAGGUUUUCGAUGCGAUGAAGGUAAGGAACGUGUACACGUGGAACGUCUUGAUUUCGGGAUUUGGGAUGAAUGGGUGUGGAAAUGCUGCUUUGAAUGCUUUUGAUAGGAUGGUGAAGGAGAAGUUUAGGCCCGAUGGCCUUACUUUCUUGGGAGUACUAUGUGCUUGUUGUCAUGAAGGUCUUGUUGAUUCGGGUCGAAGGUACUUCUCCAGCAUGACGGAAAAGUUUCGGAUUCACCCGUGGAUCGAGCAUUAUGGGUGCAUGGUUGAUUUACUUAGUCGUGCUGGUUUGUUGGUUGAAGCUCUGGAUUUGAUUGAGAAUAUGAAGCUGAGGCCAGAUCCUAUUAUUUGGCGAGCAUUGCUAGGUGGUUGCAGGAUCCAUGGAAAUACUGAAAUGGGGGAAUAUGCUAUCAGGAAGCUUCUUGCGAUCGAACCAGGAAAUGCUGAAAACUAUGUUCUGCUAUCUAAAUUGUUUGCACAAGACCGAAGGUGGGCUGAUAUGGAAGAUCUGAGGUCGAUGAUGAACCGAAAAGCAAUACGGAAAGUUCCGGGAUGCAGUUUGAUUGAAGUCAAGGGUAAAGUUCAUGAGUUUAUGGCAGCAGAUAGUGUAAUAGCAAAUUGUCAUGAGUUGUACAGCUUUUUGGCCGACAUUAAUGAGGAGCUGAAACGAGCUGGUUACGUUGCAAAGAUUGAGUUGGUUUCUUACGACCUCGAGGAAGAAGAAAAGGAACAUGCUCUUACCUUUCACAGUGAGAAACUUGCCCUUGCCUUCGGGCUCUUAAAAUCUCCUUUGGGAUCGACCAUAAGGAUAGUGAAGAAUCUUAGGGUCUGCCAAGACUGUCACGGAUUUUUUAAACUUGUUUCUUUGGUUUAUAAGAGGGAAAUCAGUCUUAGAGAUAGGAACAGGUUCCACCAUUUUGUUGAAGGUGCAUGUUCUUGUAAAGAUUACUGGUGAAUAGGAGUUGCAGAGGCAGGCAAGCUGUCCUCGAGCCAUGGCACAUCCUCAUCAUGAGGAUCGGAGGGGAAGCAUGUGGUCAAGUAAAUUGGACUGCUCGGGUAAUUAAGAGUUCAUGCAAAAGAAGAUCCUCUUUGGGACUUGAUUCUGGUUGUCUAUCAGAUGAGCCCCUUCAAGGUAAAUCCGUAAGCUUCGAGGGUGAACUCCAGAGGCCUGAGCUGAGUGAAGUGAGGGCUUUGGAAGGCCUCCUGGAGCAACUCCUCGUCGCAUUCCAGGGACUCCCUAUAGUUCUCCAGGUCGGCUUCUGCCUUCAGUAUGCUUGACACGCACAGCGACUUCUUCCACUCUUCCAGCUGAGAGAACCCGACAUAAUCUCCGUACUUGUCACAAUACAGCAGCAGACAAAACACCUGACCUUCUUACAUUGAAUUGAGGAUAGAAGACUUAUCUAAUGCUACGUUUGGUCAUCUGCAAUCAAACUGAUUAUGAACGGAGUUGGCUGAGGAGGGUCUGGGUUUUUAGGUGUUGAUGGGACAUAUUGUAAGCCCACAACGCAAAUAUGUCGUAACAUUUAACUGAGACAUUACUCCGGCAUAGGUCUAAUAUUUCAUGAAGGACAAUUCAGUGAGUGAUUCAAAUCCCAAUUGAAGAAUGGUCGCACGACCAAAUGCUGGAACAGAUAUAUGUACGUAUGAAGGAGAAAGUACCUCAAAACUAGAAAUCAGAUAUUGGGUCUUGUGCUUAGGAAUCCCGGCAACAUCAAUGGAGUCAUAGAACUCCUUGAUCGACUGCAUCAUCUCAUCCCAUGUCGGCAGCGUUCUCUUCCCAGCUAGCAGCUGUGCUAUUCACUUCCCUUGCGACUCAAAGAACGUGAACCCUAUCAGCUGCAUCAUCGAUCGAGACUCGGGAUUAAUUGAAAUCACUUAUAUUAGCAGGUUCAUUAUAUAUGUCUCAUUGAGAAAAGCUCUGUUCUUACAGCCAACCACGACUACUAUUAACAUGGCCCCAUCGGAGUCAUUGUUUGUCACAUGGGAUUCUUUCCAGUUGAAAUGAGAAUCUAAUUCAUUAAACUU